Cataglyphis hispanica is the source of this 3780-nucleotide messenger RNA. It is a transcript of the gene bbc, whose product is annotated as cholinephosphotransferase 1. Gene Ontology annotation, molecular function: diacylglycerol cholinephosphotransferase activity; ethanolaminephosphotransferase activity. Gene Ontology annotation, cellular component: Golgi apparatus; endoplasmic reticulum membrane. The transcript has 10 exons. Lineage: Eukaryota; Metazoa; Arthropoda; Insecta; Hymenoptera; Formicidae. Gene Ontology annotation, biological process: phosphatidylethanolamine biosynthetic process. The record is from RefSeq and is a predicted model, not a curated record. Bases 226 to 1572 code for a protein of 448 amino acids.
UGGAGGGAACGGUAGCGUGGCCAGUUUCCGGUGUGGCAGAGCAGACCGGGGCGCGCAGAGAUGUCGUACGUGUACGCGACGACGAUCGCUUGUCAUGUUUGACCGUAUCGUCGUAGUUGUGUGUACUGUAGAAUUCGGUGAUAGUGCAUAUCGUUGCGUAUCCUCGCAGGACCGAUCGACCGUCCGAUCCCGCGUUCCUUGUGCGGUGGCGAAAAAGCGCGCGCAAUGUCCACAGGUAUGCAGUUCUACAAGGAGAAGCUGCUGUCGCCCGGCCAGCUGAAACGAUUGAGCGAGCACAAGUACAGUUGCACGAGCAAGAGCCUCCUGGAUGGCCUCUUGCAACCCUGGUGGGACUGGCUUGUCAGCAAGGUGCCGCUUUGGCUCGCGCCGAAUCUCAUCACCGUGCUCGGGCUCAUCGUCAACAUCGUCACCACUCUGAUCCUCGUCUACUACAGCCCGGACGCGAGAGCCGAGGCACCUAGAUGGGCAUGUUUUUUAUGUGCACUUGGUCUAUUUAUAUAUCAGAGUUUAGAUGCUAUCGAUGGUAAACAGGCUAGGAGAACUGGCACAUCUACACCCUUGGGAGAAUUAUUUGAUCAUGGAUGUGAUUCGAUAUCGACAGUGUUUGUUGCUUUGUCAGCAUGUAUAGCGGUACAAUUAGGAUAUUAUCCAAUGUGGAUGUUUUUCCAGUGUUUCUGUGCAAUGACACUAUUCUAUUGUGCUCAUUGGCAAACCUAUGUUUCAGGUUCCUUGAGAUUUGGAAAAGUGGAUGUAACGGAAGCACAAUUUACUAUCAUAACUAUUCAUCUGAUUUCCGCUAUCUUUGGCCCAGAGAUCUGGAUGAUGGAGAUCCCUGUGCUCGGUGUAGGCACACUCAAUAACUACAUAGCAGUGAUCUUUUAUGCAGGCUACGUUCAGGUGUUCCUUGAAUUCUGUAAAGUCUUUGAAUCUGGUGGGAUUGGAAAAAAUGGUUCCACAAUUGCAUUGCCAUACACUGGCAUAGAGGUGAAGGUGUUUCCAUUAUGGGCUGCUGUGGGCAUCGCUAUUUUACUUGCACAGAGCAGCAUAUCCGUCAUUCUCGCCGGUGGUGUCGGAAAAAAUGGCUCCACCGUCGCAGGAACAUCCGUCUUGUCGCCAAUUAUACCAUUUAGUUUCGUGAUAGUACCAGCUUUUAUAAUAUAUAGAAAAAGUGCUGAGCACGUCUAUGAAAAUCAUCCAGCCUUGUACAUACUUGCGUUUGGGAUGGUUGCAGCCAAAGUUACCAACAGAUUAGUGGUUGCUCAUAUGACCAAAAAUGAGAUGCAAUAUUUGGACAGUUCCCUGAUCGGUCCAGCUAUGCUGUUCCUCAAUCAAUAUUUUAAUUUUUUCAUCAAAGAGUAUUAUGUUCUUUGGCUGUGUUUUAUCUGGGUUACUCUGGAUCUCUUUCGGUAUAGUGCUCAAGUGUGUCUUGAAAUAUGUGAUCACAUGAAGAUUAAGUUAUUCAGGAUACCAUGCGACCAUCAUACAAGCACUAGCCAGAUUUCUAACAUCGCUGAGAAAAAUGGAAGAGAAAUACGGUGUACACCUAAAUGAGGAUGGCUAUAUGAGGAUGUCAUGAAGUUUUUUUUUUAUAUCAUUAUUAAUUAUUAGUCGAAAAUUUUUUUAAUAUUGAUGAUUAAGCUGAUUUCGAUAUAUGUACCUUCUUCAUUACUGUAGGAUUCUCGUUAUAGCAUAAUAGAAAUUAUGCAUCAAAUGCAAGAUUAAAAAUCAAAAUGAGAAGACAUUAUUCAUAAAUAACUCUAGUCGUUGGAAAAUUAAAGUCAGAUUGUCUUUUGAAUGCUAGAUCAAAUUUAUAUUUUUUUUAUAUAAUGUAAUAAGAUUUAUGAAAUUAUUUUCAUCAUUUAAUACAGUAUUUAAACAAUUUUAUAUAAUGAGUUUUGAAAGAUAUCUUGAUACAGAUUUUUCUGAUUUUACUUUAGUUUAUCAAGAAACACAAUUAAUACAUUUGAGGAUAUAAAUUUAUUUGUAUUUGUUAACAGAAGUUGUAAAGUAUAUCAAAAAGGACAAUUUUUUUUCUUCGAAAUAUGUUUAACAAGUAUAACAAACUGUAUAAAUUUUUUUUUCAAAAUCUAUAUCUUGAUAACGUGCCUCAUGAACAUUUUCUAUUUAUGUUUUCAUAUAUGUGUCUGUGUAUUUGAUAAAAAAAACAAUUUAAAAAGAAGAUAAGAUAAACUGAGUAUGUGAGAAUAUACAAAGAGGCUACAGACAGUUAUAGCUUUGCACUAGAUACGUUUGUUUAUUUCUAUAUUGUAUGACAAUAGAUACGAUAAAGAUCCUAAGAUAAUAUCUUAUUAAAAGAUUCUUUAUGUAAGUGUACACACAUUCUGAGGCAGGUGUAUAUAUAUAUAUUUUAAAUAUAUUACGUAUGUACACAUUUUACACAAAAUGUUACAAGCAAAUGGCAGAUACAUGCUUAAUUAUUAUUUGUAUAAUAUAUUUCAUGUGUAAUUUUAUUAGAAUAAUAUUUCCUCUUGUGCUAAAUAAUAAGUAAUUAAAUUUUUAUAAUACAUUAUUAAAUUUAUUAGAUAUAUAAACUGCAAAAACUUGAUAUAUAAUAGAUAUUUGGAAUGUUCAUAUUCAUAAUUUUUCUAUUGUACUAUUCUUAAAGGAAUGUUACUCUAGGAGAACAUAAUAUAACUAAGGGAACGUUUCCUUAUUGAUAAAAUAUCUCAAUUACAAUAUAGCUUUUUUAGAUAAAUUAAAAUGUUCCUUCCAUUUUUUUAUCAUAAUUUAACAAACUGCGCGGUCAAAAAUAAUUUUAAAAUUUUUUCCAUUUAAAAACAUUAUGUUAUUGUUGUAAAUGGAUGAAGUAGAGCAGAUAAAUGAUUACUCUAACUAUAAUUAUAUUUUUGUAAAGACAGUACUAUAAAUGUUACAUUAAAUGAAAUGUAAUUUUAUUGAACUGUACUGCAUUUCUCGAGUUUUGUUUCUUUAUUGUAUACAUUAUAUAUUCUGGAUAAAUGUAUUUGUAUACUGUAAUUAUUUUUUAUUCUAAUUUAACCAGACGUGUUAGAAGUUUUUUUGCAAGAAUUAAUUUAAUCAAGUCAUACUCGACAAAUCUAAUGUUAAUUAUACUGUAUCAUAUUUAGAAAAUUAUGUAAUUUAAAAUAAAUUUUUGAAUUUAUUUAUGGAAAUGCACCAAUAGCAAAAAGAUUUUACAUAUUGUGGUGCAUUUGGCGCUUUAAAAAAAAAAUUGGUAAAAAUAAAAGAAACAAAUAUAAAAUUAUUAUUAUUUACAAAAUAUCAUAAAAAAAGUUAAUGUGUGCAUGUCUUCUGCUUUUCUGCUUCAUCUAAAAUCAUUGUUAUUUGUGCAAAAUUCGCUUAGACGUAACAUGAGAAGGUAAUGUGAUUAUCAUUGUGAAAAUCUACACUGGGAUAGAUCGAUUAAAAUAUAAAUUUGUUUCUAUAUGUUAAGAAAAUCACUGAUAUAAAUAUCUUAUGUAUAUCAUAUCAGUGUAAUAUUGCUACGUAUUAUGUGUGUACAACGAACAGUGAACUUUUUAUCAUGCAUGUUUCCAAAUCAUUUGCAUGUGCACUUAGUCUUUUUAUGUUUAUUAAUUGUUAUUUCUGAAUUAAUUCUGAUUAGUUUCAAUUCAUUUGUACACCUACAAAUGUAUUGAAUUAAUAAUGAAUUAAUAACGAAUUAAUAACAAAUGAAUUAAUAAUGUGUAUAGUUUACUUCUUACAUUUAAUAGAUUAUUAAUAAUUUUUUAGUACAUUAAAACAAUUUGCAGAUUAAAA